ACCUAGACCUAGUCCAAACAAAACAGUCUCUUCUUUAUAAAAGUAAGGUACCUCCAAAGGGCACACUUGAUAGUACCGGUAUGACAGAGCGUACUGGCCUAUGUGACCAGUGUCAACCUGAUCAACUGCCGGGUCAACCAACCAGCCUAAAUAAAUACACCGCAGGCACAGACAACAGGCAUUGGUUCUAGAACUAGUCUAGGCCUAGACCAGGGGUGGCACCCAAUCGGGCUACCUUACCUUGGUACAGUACGAGCUCGGUAGUGGCCCGGCAAAGAAGUGGUACCGGAGAUAGUGACAAGGGACACAAGACAUAAAGCCAAAGAGCUGUUUGAGCAGGCAAAGCUUAGAAGCAACACACUUCUAACGUGAACCAUAAUAUCACCAUUUUCAAUCAUUGAUUGUUCAUUGGUCGAUUGACAUUGUUUACUCAUUUUGCUUCAUUCUCGUUCAUUCUCAUUGGCAUAUUAUCACACCAAUAUGGACCCAAGUAAGAUGCCCAAGAAGCUUUGGGAGCAUCCCGAUCCCAAGAGCACGGCUAUGUGGCAGUUUAUGCAACGAAUCAACGACAAGCACAACGCCGGCCUCAAGACAUUCCGCGACCUCCACCGCUUCUCCAUCACAAGGCGAGGCGAGUUUUGGUCCUCGCUCUGGGACGCUGCUGGCUACAUCCACGAGGGUACCCACGAUCAGGUUGUGGACUUUGAUGCUCCCAUAGACUCGGUUCCGCGUUGGUUUGAGGGCGUGAGGCUCAACUGGGCCGAGAACACUCUCUACUCGAGGGAUCGCGGCUCUGCGCCGGGCACGAGGUCUCUGACCUCAAAGGAAGAUGACAAGAUCGCCGUCACAGAGGUCCGCGAGGGCGCGUCUGAGAUCCGCGACAUCACUUGGGGCGAGCUGCGCCGGCAGACGGGCGAGCUAGCGGCGGCGCUGGCCGGUCGGGGCGUCAAGCGCGGCGACAGAGUAGUCAUCGUGGGCGCCAACAGCAUCGAGACGCUGCUAGUCUGGCUCGCGACGGCGUGGCUGGGCGCCAUCUUCAGCAGCAGCAGCACCGACAUGGGAGUCGACGGAAUACUGCAGCGGACCGUGCAGAUCAACCCCAAGGUUCUGUUCAUGGACGACGCCGCGCUUUACAAUGGAAAGGUCGUCGACCUGCGUGAGAAGAUGACGCAGGUAGUCUCCGGGCUCAAGAAGGAUUGCAGCGCGUUUGCGGGCGCCGUCGCCAUCCCCAGGUUCCAGGGCCACGCCAAGGAUGUCAGCAAAGUGCCCAACACGGAGACGUGGGCCAGCCUGCACUCCCAGACUCAGGGGGCUCAGCCGCCACCGUUCACGAGGAUCCCCUUCCACGAGCCUUUUCUGGUCUGCUACUCAUCCGGCACCACGGGUGCUCCCAAGGCCAUUGUGCACACCGUGGGUGGCCUAAUGCUCAGCCUGUACAAGGAGGGUGCGCUGCACGAGGGGCUCGGCCCGGAUUCGGUGACGCUGCAGUUCACGACGACGGGGUGGAUCAUGUACGUGACCAAUAUCGGCGUCUUGGUCUUGGGCGCCAGGGCCAUCUUGUACGAUGGCAGCCCGCUCACACCCGACCCGACGGUCUUGAUCAAAAUUCUCAGCAAGUACAAGGCCACCAAGCUGGGGACGAGUCCAAGGUGGAUGCUCGAGCUGGCCAAGAGGGGGAUCUCACCGAAGGAAGUGGCCGACUUGUCGAGUUUGAAGAUUGUUUUAUCGACUGGCAUGGUCUUGUCGGAUCAGCUGUUUGAAUGGUUCUACGAGAAAGGAUUUCCCGCACAUACGCAGCUGGCGAACAUAUCGGGUGGAACAGAUAUUGCUGGUUGCUUCGGUAUCAUGAACCCCCUCGAACCAGUCUACAUCGGCGGAACCCAGGGCCCCAGUCUCGGCAUCGACGUGCGCGUGUACGAUGCCCUGGAGCCCAACGGGCCGGGCAAGGAGGUGCCGCACGGCACGCCGGGCGAGCUCGUCGCCGUCAACACCUUCCCCAACAUACCAGCCUUCUUCUGGGGCGACAAGCAGACGGCGGCCACCAGCGCCCCGCCGGGCUCCAAGUACCACGGCUCCUACUUUGCCCGCUUCGACCACGUCUGGAGCCACGGCGACUUUGUGGCCGUGCACCCCAUGACGGGCGGCAUUCACUUCCUCGGCCGCGCCGACGGCGUCUUGAACCCCUCGGGCGUGCGCUUCGGCUCGGCAGAGAUCUACGGCGUCAUUGAGCGUCGCUUCGCUGACGCCGUGGUGGACUCGCUGUGCGUGGGACAGCGGAGGCCCCAAGACUCUGACGAGAGCGUCAUGCUCUUCCUCCUCAUGAGGCCCGGUCACAAGCUGGACGGGAAACUCGAGCGGGAGGUUAGGCAUGCCAUCGGGGAGGACUUGUCCAAGAGACACGUUCCCAAGUACAUCUUUGAGACGCCCGAGAUCCCGACAACCGUCAACCUCAAAAAGGUCGAGCUGCCGGUCAAGCAGAUCGUCUCGGGCCAAAAAAUCAAGCCCAGCGGGACUCUGGCGAACCCUAAAAGCCUUGACUUCUACUACCAGUUUGCCAAGGUCGAGGAUCUCGUUGCCCCCAAGGCAAAGCUGUGAUGAAAUAUGCUGCAUGUAUUCGCAGAUAAACAAAAGACCAAUUCAUCACUCGGUCGAUGCCUCCCCUACCUCCAUCCAGCUCUCGAUGCAUCACGCAAGUCGCUGCUCGAUAGAUAGAGCGACUCCUUCUUUCCUUUCCCUUCCGAAAUGGUAUACAGCCCGAGGUAAUACAAGCUUGAACAUGUGCCUCUUUGUGUUGCGGAAGCUUUCCAUCACAAGGUGCAAAAAGAACAAAAAAAGGGGGUGAGGUGGGGUGUACACACAAGCGCAACAACAGCAAUGAGCGCUUGCGUGUGGCAUGCAGCACGACGAAAACAGAAACUCAUCUAAGCCGCAAUGGGUAAGACAUGCCGUAGCACUGCAGUAAACAAUCUAUAUGCAUUGUACUUAUUGAAAAGAAAAUUCCAAGGAAGCUACCUAAGAUGCAUGAAGCGGCACGGGGAAGAAAGAGAGAUAGAGAGAGAGAGAAAGAUAAAAUAAAGGAACAAAGUACCUGCGAGUAACAGGGGCGGUGGCUCUUCCGGUUUUGUGAACCCCACACCUCGAGGUCGUCGUGGAACAAGAGAGCAGAGAUAAGUGGGAAUG
Messenger RNA from Pyricularia oryzae 70-15, 3180 nucleotides. RefSeq names its product acetoacetate-CoA ligase. The transcript has 6 exons. The record is from RefSeq and is a predicted model, not a curated record. The coding region runs from base 481 to 2595 and encodes 704 amino acids. Gene Ontology annotation, biological process: lipid metabolic process. Gene Ontology annotation, cellular component: cytosol. Gene Ontology annotation, molecular function: acetoacetate-CoA ligase activity. Lineage: Eukaryota; Fungi; Ascomycota; Sordariomycetes; Magnaporthales; Pyriculariaceae.